Molecule: messenger RNA, 1854 nt
Organism: Homo sapiens (human)
Lineage: Eukaryota; Metazoa; Chordata; Mammalia; Primates; Hominidae
Gene: SUMO3
Product: small ubiquitin like modifier 3
Exons: 4
Coding region: 95-520 (141 amino acids)
Biological process (GO): regulation of protein localization to nucleus; protein sumoylation
Cellular component (GO): presynaptic cytosol; postsynaptic cytosol; nucleus
Molecular function (GO): SUMO transferase activity
Source: RefSeq, marked reviewed
ACAGUUGCGGCGGGAGAGCGGCGGGGCCGAGAGCGUGACUCGCCCGCUCCGCGCUGCUUCCCCCGCGCCGCCUCCCCGCGCCGCUCGCGCAGCCAUGUCCGAGGAGAAGCCCAAGGAGGGUGUGAAGACAGAGAAUGACCACAUCAACCUGAAGGUGGCCGGGCAGGACGGCUCCGUGGUGCAGUUCAAGAUCAAGAGGCACACGCCGCUGAGCAAGCUGAUGAAGGCCUACUGCGAGAGGCAGGUGCGGCACCUUGCUCCCCCGCAGAGCCUCCCCGUGUGCGCACUGGUCCUGUGCGUUCCAGGCAUCCCCAGAGCACGAGCGUCUCGGGGCUGGACCCAGAUGCAGCUGCCCGAGGGCUUGUCAAUGAGGCAGAUCAGAUUCAGGUUCGACGGGCAGCCAAUCAAUGAAACUGACACUCCAGCACAGCUGGAGAUGGAGGACGAGGACACCAUCGACGUGUUCCAGCAGCAGACGGGAGGUGUGCCGGAGAGCAGCCUGGCAGGGCACAGUUUCUAGAGGGCCCGUCCCCAGCCCGGGCCGUCCAUCCUCGCAUUGCUGUUGAAUGGUGAGCACGUGACCAUGCCGACCACAAAGGUGUCUGCGGAAACUCGAGGACAUUCACCACGAUGAUUUUCCUCUCUUUGAUGUACUUCAAGUGCAACUCAAAACUAUAUCUGCAGGGAUGAAUCUGUAACUUAAAUUGGGCCAAUCAGAAUUGUUAUCUUUGUUCAGGUAAAAUGAGUUGCAAGAUAUUGUGGGUACUUUUGUGUGCUCAUUUGUGUUUUCCCCCCCUCCUACAACAUUUUUUUAACCCCAAAAUUAUAGCCUGAAUGUUCGCUUUUAGUCUGGCCAGGGAUCUGACUCCUGAGUUGGUUGCCUCUCCCCUGCUCACUCCAGUCACAUAGAGAAUUGGUGUUUCCCGCAGUGGGGAUGCAGCUGUUGGACAGGUAUUGGGGGCAAGGUUGGUAGGGAGGACAGACUGUCACUUGCUGUUACAGGCACAGGUGAUUAAAAUGCUAAAUAUUGCAAAUUUAAGCUUUGUCAGUAUAUGGAAAAGUUGAAGGGAAAAUACUGGAAUGCUUCUUCAAAGGUUAAAAAAUAACCGAGUCUUUUGGUAAUUUGACCCCACGUGCUCUCUGGCCCUCAAGCAUGUAACCUCGGGGUCUGAGGCCCAGGACCCACCCCCCUGCCACCCCUCCCACCCCACUCCCUGCUCAGUACCUGGCGUUGGUACACAGGCAAGGAUUGGCACAACCAAAAUUGGCCUUUUUCUCCCUCUUAAUAUUGAAGAAAUUCCCACAUUUCUCAUUUGGUAAUGGUGUUGUGGCCUCAGAUUUCUUCUAGUAUUUGCUUCUGAUGAAUGAUUAUGGUCUAUACAUAAAAAAGUAAGACUAAGUAUUGCUGAAUUUGCAGUUAUGUUGUCGUGUAUAAGAGCUACUUCCAAGUGUGGUUACAAAUGAACCCAUGGAAUGAUGACUUCAUGUUCUUCUCGUGGGUUUGUGCCGUGCUGCUUUCCAAAUAGGUAUUGAAUUUAUGCAUUAGUCUGGUGAUUUCAGUUCUGUGAAAUAUUUUGGGAUCUAUACCAAUUAAACAUUUUCAUAGUUCUGCCUAUUGUCCUUCCCUGAGGCUCCAUUGCUGCUUGGUGGCCAUUCUCUGCCUUUUUACAGUCACCUGAACAAUGACCCAUCAUCUCUUGCUUGCUUGAAAUCUUGCUGAAAUGUUCUCAUUUCCUGUUUGCUGUAUGGGCUCGGGUGGGAUGUUUGUUGGCUCUGUUGUGUUUAUUCACCAAUUUGUACAUUAUUUGUUGUCCUUUACUACUGUAAACAGUAAAUAUAGUUUGGUAUUCUGUC